UACUCAGACUGGAACCUGCUGGAAGUUGGAGUGGAAACUGAGAAGAAUCUGUUUUUUUUUUUUCGUUAUUUAUUUUACCUGAACAGCUUCAAAGCCCAACCCGUUUGAGUUUGGCGAGUCUGAUAAAUAAAACCACAACAAUAACGCUCCAGGUUUUCCAUUGUGCUUGAACCUGAAACUGUCUAAGACAAAACGACAGUGAUCGUGUCGAUUUUGAGAAUGGAGAUGGGAGUUAAAGUUCGAUGCCAGAGAAUUGGGUGCGACACUAUGUUCUCCGAGGACGACAAUACUGAAGGUUCUUGUCGAUACCAUCAUUCGGGACCUAUAUUUCAUGAUGGGAUGAAAGAAUGGAGUUGCUGUAAGAAAAGAAGUCACGAUUUUAGCUUGUUUUUGCAAAUUCCAGGAUGUAUGACAGGAAAACAUACAACAGAGAAACAAGUAGCUGCACCUGUUAAGAAGAGCACCAUGCCCCCUCCAACUGUAACUCCUUCAACCAAUGCAUCUUCUAAGGACUCUUGUUCAAGGUGUCGGCAGGGUUUCUUUUGCUCUGAUCAUGGUUCCCAAAGCAAACCUGUAAAUAUUGUUGGAGACAAAUCCGUAAAUCUUGCUGGAGACGCCUCUGCUGUUAACAAUUCAAGUGUUCAAGCUCCAAAACCUCCAAAGAAGAUAGUUGAUAUAAAUGAGCCCCAGGUAUGUAAAAAUAAAGGAUGCGGUCAAACAUUCAAGGAAAAGGAUAAUCAUGACACUGCUUGCAGCUACCAUCCUGGCCCUGCCGUCUUUCAUGACCGGAUGAGAGGGUGGAAGUGCUGUGACAUUCAUGUGAAAGAAUUUGAUGAGUUUAUGAGUAUUCCUCCUUGCUCAAAGGGAUGGCAUAAUGCUGAUCCCGAGUCCUGAUCAAUGAAGACACCAAAGGAGGGGUUAUUUUCUUGCAGUCACUGAAAUGGAAAAGGUGCUGUUGAUUGAUACUGUAUUCGGGUCAUUGCUUAAUUAGAACAAAACAUUGUCUCCUCUUUUUCAUCAACUUCAUUCCCUUUCAAUUGGUCAACCUCUAUAGUUAAUUUGCUGAAAGUCACUUCAUAAGGAUGAUUAUUGUGAUACUGUAGGACCUGAAUUUUUUGUCAUGUGUUCCUUGAAUAUUGCAAUUUUCUUUUUCAAGUUUGGACCCAGCUAAUGUUGAAAGAUGUUAAACUAUCUAUAGGUUAUUUUUAAAAUAUGGCAAUGAGUAUGAUUUGGAUAAGAUAUAAUAUUUUUCAUUUU
Messenger RNA from Abrus precatorius (Indian licorice), 1257 nucleotides. RefSeq names its product cysteine and histidine-rich domain-containing protein RAR1. The record is from RefSeq and is a predicted model, not a curated record. NCBI's taxonomy places the organism in Eukaryota, Viridiplantae, Streptophyta, Magnoliopsida, Fabales, Fabaceae. Gene Ontology annotation, molecular function: Hsp90 protein binding. The transcript is spliced from 6 exons. Gene Ontology annotation, biological process: defense response to fungus; defense response to bacterium. Gene Ontology annotation, cellular component: nucleus; cytoplasm. The coding region runs from base 220 to 894 and encodes 224 amino acids.